AUGGAUUCUUUUAAAACGUUUAUGGACAUUUUUACUCGAUCCGUAAGGGAAAUAUCAGAUCAAAAUAACAAAGAUCAAAAGAGUAGCAGUAAUCUAAUACAAAUUCUAAGGGAUAGUAGAAAGUAUUUUCAAAAUAUAUUGAAAGAUGAUAGCGAGUUGGUGUUAUCUAUAUUAUUUGAUAAAGAAGAAGGGUUGCUCUGUUUUCUUAACAAUGCACUUAAAAAGUCCACAAAGCCUCAGAGAGACUUUGACACAGCAAUUAAGGAAGCAUAUCAUCUUCUUGAAUUUGUUAUAGAACAAUUUUCUGAAAUAUUUGUACCAUACGUCAUUGACACAAAAAAUAUAUGCCAACAGGCACUUGAAACAAAAUGCUCUUUAUUUAUUCAAAGAGCUGCCAGUAAUGCUUUCAAUAAAUUAAUUGACUUGCUCAAAGAAUAUGAAAUGGAAUUAGGUGAAACUAUAAAAAGAUUUGUAUCUUUGUUUCCUAUAGUAGACAUAAAAGAAAGGAGUGUACUAUUCCUUGUAAUUGGUGAAAUUACAAAGCAUAAUCCAGAAAUUCCAGAGGUAAAGGAGUAUUCAACUAUGAUUUUCCAGCAGUUACGAAAUGACAUCAUAAAACAGUAUAAUCCACAAACUGUAUCUCAAUCAGCUGAUAUAUUUCAAGUAUAUUUGGAUGUUCUUUCAAAUUUGUUGGGAGAGCUGUCAUGCGAUUUAAAACAAAAGUAUUGCAAGGAAUUAUAUGGUUGGGUGAAAGAUCUAAGUCGACCAGAAAGAUAUCAAGUUAAAAAAGUUUCAAUGAGAUCAGCUGUAAAUUUAUUGUCCCGUCAUAUCUACCUGUUUUGUGAAUUCGUUUAUUGCGAUUAUAAACAUUGGUACAAUUUAUUAGUAAAUCUUGCCCAAGACAAAAAUCUGCAAUGUAGUGAAUGUGGACAACAUGCUUUGAAAAGUUUUUAUCGAAUGAUUGGAAACACAUUAAAGUACAAAACUUCUGAAGAAGACAAAGCAGUGUUUUUGUAUUUUAAAAAUCUUUUGGAGGAACAAUUAAAGAGUAAUCAGCAGGCCAACACAAAUAUAUUACGGUUUAUUAUAUAUGGCUUUAGUCAAAUGGCUGCCCCAUGUAAAAGGUACCUCACAGAUAAUAAUGUGAGGGAGAUGUUCUCAUUGAUUGCCCAUUGUGCUGUACCACUCUAUUCCAGGGAAGAUUUAGGACGAUUAAUGUUGGAAAGUACUUGCGAUUAUCAAGAAGCCCUGUCUGAAAUAAUAUUGCAUACAUCAGACUUAUCGAUUGAUCAGAUUAAUAUAAUUUUAAAGCUCAGUAUUAUUUUAAUUAAAAGAUUUCCCGAUCUUCCUGUCACUAGUCGAAGUUCUGCAAUUUCUUCACUGAUACAUACAAUAAUUAAUGUUGGGAUAGUCAGUAAAACAUUGUUGGAAGAAUUUCUUUAUAAUUUAAUUCAGGAUGGAAUAAUAUGGUCUUGUUCGCAUACUUUGUUCAUCGAUGCGGAAUUACAACGUGGAUUACAAAAUCUUGGAGAACGCCCAGUAUGCUACAAGAACUAUUUACCAUUGUGGUUACAACUUUUAAAACUAGAGAGAUACAAACAACAUCAACAAAUUCUGCAAGUAGUAGUGGAUUCAAUGAUACAUGUGUCCAUUGUUCUGAUUAGCAAAUUGAAUCUGAACACAAAAACAAAAGAAGAUAACAUAUUCUCAGAUGUGGCUUUUUCUCAAAUUGGUGAGAAUAAUGAAGAUUUCCGAAUGUUUGUCAAUAUUGUAGAUUUGUAUGUUGAUAUAAUCAGCGAAUUAGAGUCCUCUUUAUUGAUAAAUACUUUACACAAAUUCUUGUUAAAAAUUAUCGGCAUGUCUUACAAACGUCCUCUAAUAUCAGGAUUUUAUAAGUUAGUGUAUGCAACUUUUAAACACAUUUCUAAUUUACUUAACGAUGAAAUUGAAACAGAAACACUGGAACUACUAUACAAAUAUCUAAUGAAUAUAUUGAAUUUGAUUUCUACAUUCUCUGGUGAAUUAUUAACUACGUGUUUAUCAUUAAUUCUUAAUGUACCAGAGAUAUACAUAAAACGCAUACUAAACAGUACAAUUCCAACAUUUAAGAUCGCUUUAACUGUAGGUUUAAGCGAUUUUGAAAUAGCUUAUACUGCUUUGAACACUUUAGAAAAAUGGACAAGCCACUUAAACAAUCGACAGACAGAUAAAUUUUUACGGGAAAUCGUACCACUUUUAGAACCAUAUUUACACAGUGGAGAAAGCUGCGUAGAAUUUUUACAAGACAUCAUAAAAACAGAGCGAAAGGUUAUUAAGCGUGUUAUACUCAGAGAUGAUGAGAAUACUUUAGAAAGAUUUCAGAUGAGAAUUCUGUUAUUUAUUGCCUCACUCGAUACUGACAUAAUAAUGAAUUUUGUGUACAAGAGAUCAAUGGACACAGGAGCUACUUGGGAUAAGAAAGAUUUACUCAAGUACUCAUUGAUGUUGUCAGAUACAGAAGUGGAUGUAUACUUCGAUAAAAUUUUACCAAGAUUGACUCAAUUAGCUCAAAACUCUGGGGAUAGGCGAACAAAAAUAAUUGCCUGUGAAGUACUUCAUUCUGUGAUAGUGUUCAUUGUAGGUAAAACAUCAACAUCAAAUAUGAAUAGAUUUGCUCCUGUGUAUAAGAUUAUAUGUCCAGCUUUACUCAGUUUAGGCUGUGAUCUUGAUGAAGCAGCAAGCAAAAUAUUUCACCCAUUGACACUGCAGUUGAUACAUUGGUUGAGUUCACAAUUUAUGCUCAAUUCUCUAGCAACUACAUACUUUGUAGAUUCGCUGUUUGAAAGUUUAAAUAAUGAUUCAAAUUCUUCGCUUAGAGAAUUUUCUGGAAUGUGCUUAGCCGAAUUCACCAAGUGGUCCAUAAAGCAGUCUGAUAAUAAGAAAAAAAUUCAAUUGAAUAUCGAUGGAGUGAUAUAUAAAAUUACGAAUUUCGCACUUCAUCCCUCUGUGUCCAAGCGAGUAGCAGCUAUAACAGCUUUUAAUCAUCUUUAUAUUGUCUUACGAGAAGACGAAGAAAUUGUCUCUGAAUACUGGUUGGAACUUUUGUAUUGCUUUGUGAAGAGUUUAGAUGGUUGCAAUGAUCCCUCAAUUAAGACUGCACUCGAGCACGUUGAGAGAGUUCUAAUUGCAAAAAUGAAUUUACUGAACGCGGAAGACGAUAAGCGUAGAAAACCAUAUGACUUUGAAGGUUCCACUUUGACAGAUGCUGUGUAUUGGUUGUUGACACAAUGUGGUGGUAUAGACCAAUAUUAUCGAGCAAAAUGUAUGGAACUAGUUGUCAAACUUUCUAAACACAUAACAAAUUGUGACUCGGCUAAGGCAAUGAUAAAUAAUUACAUUAAUACUCAUGGUAUUGAAACAUUUAAUGCGAUAAUAUUGAAAGGCUUAAAAUCAAAGAUAGAUAGUCUUUCAUUUAAAGCUAUUGCGCCUCUUUUAAGGAGUUUGGACUGUUACAUUUGGCUGAUACGAAAUGACCUACUGACUGUACAGUACUUAUUUGCAAAUUCAAAUUCUGAAAGAGAAGUAAUUUUCAACUGUGCAAGGAAUUUUAUUCAUGUAGUGAAUCAAAUUAAAAUAGAAACAAAAGACGACGAUUCAGUAAUGCUAUCAAAAGAGCUUGAAGAACUUCAAAUAUUGCACUGUAAAUUAAUAAUGACUUUAUUCGAUUUCUUACAAGUUCUUCUGAAUUUUGAUGAAAAUUAUAUACCAGAUUUCUUUUUAAAUAAAGAUCUGUUUGAAUUAAUUGCAAAAUGUAUAAUGUGUCCCGAAGUGAUAGGUUUUGACACAAAAAAUUUUGAAAUUUCUGAAGCACUCCCACUAGUUAUGGAAAAUUUGCUGAAGUCAAUAAUACGGAAGAACGAUGACACUUUACUGAGUCGCGUGAAACAUGAAUUAUCUGUGCAUGUGGAGAAGCAUACGAAUAAUUUUAUUGACAUGGAUAACAUUGUUUUUGGCAAAGAGAGUUGCAAUGAACUUAAGCAAUACGUUCGAGGUUUAAGUUUUCUGGAACAACAUGAUAUUUUUAAUCGAUUGUAUAAUGGAACACAAUUAAUUGAUCAUCCAGAGGAUAAAAUUGGAUGUAUCUUCAAAGUUUUGGCACAGAAACGAAUGGAUGUAUUCGUUUGUGUAAAUAUCAAAGCACCAGUGAAAGAUUACUUACGAAUUCUGAUAGAAUUGCUACUUAUACAUUACGAGCCUACAAUAACAAGAACAUUGAUUACAUUAAUUACAACUAAUACGAUACUUGGAUCAGAUCUUAAUAAAAUUGAACAUGGUAUAUACUUUUUGAAUAUGUUCAAAAAUGAAAUAUUUCGAUACAUGUUGAAGGACAUAGAAAAGACUAUAGAAGUAUUUGAUGAUCUGUUGCAAGCGAAUCCACCUUUUUUGUUAACAAUAACUGAGCAAGUGUUCGUGUUUGUCCAACGACAUAAGAAUGAGUUACAUGAAUGUAAGCAAAAGUUGAUAAGCAUUUAUGGAAUCGCUGUGCAUCUGAAGGACAAGCCAACCGAAGUACUGUCCUUGAGCAAAGAUUUCUAUACAUGGAUUCUCAAUCAAUUAACAGAGAGCUCCGAUAUAGAGUAUAAAAUUAAGAUCCUUCAGAAUUUUCUCGUUUGUCUGACCGACAUGACGUGUAAUACAAGACCAGAAUUGCUCGUCAUCUUACAUACUCUGCGAAGUCACAGACUUGAUAUGUGCCCAAAUGAUUUCGCACAAAGAAACGUGAAAGCUUUGAAAAUCAUUAACUGCUUUCAAACGUUAUUAAAGUUGCUAGCAGUAACUAAGUCAGUGGUAUUAUUUAAAACUAUCAUUUUAUUCACGGCCGGUAUCGCCGAACAACUUUGUAACGAAACAACAGACGAGUAUCUGCGAAAAUAUUUCAAUUCCAUUACCACUGAAUACGCUUUGGAGUCCAUUGAAACAGCAUACAAGUUGUUUAUGAACUCGAACACAUCUAUCGACGAAAGAUUCGAUAUUCUACGUAAAUUUCUUUUACCGCUAUUUCAUUUAUCCAAAAUUCACGAAAUAUGCAAAUUUUUUGAAAGGAAUAUCAAAGAAAUAUAUACUAUCGUUCAGCAAGUACUUAUUGGAAGCAGUUCGGAUAUGAAGCAGCUCAUAGUAUCAAAAAUAGGAUGUUACGAUCUUGUUGCAGUCAUGUUUGGAAAGAUACCCCUAAAAGAAAUAGAUAAUCCCGAGAGUGUUAUUACGCGAAAUGCCAUCGACAAUGUGGUAACUGGGAAAGAACUAUUACGAAAUUUGUACAGAAGUGCGCUAAAUGUGCGAAUGUUAAAAACACCUGAUCCGGAACACAAGGAGAUAAUUAGAUUGUUGCACUGCUCUGCGUACAAUUGUUCCAUAGCAAUUGUGUCUUUAAAGACAGAUGAAGAUUCUUACUUAAGCAUUUUCCUUGAGAACAGAAAGAAGAAACAAUUGAUUUGGGAGAACAUUGUGGAUUGUCGAAAGCAGUACAAUCUUCAGCAGACAUUUAAGGAGUAUCCGAAGUAUCGUAAAAAGCUGACCACUAUUAGGAAAAGCAUGAGGUCACGGCAGUCUUCUGCACGGUAUUCAUACAUUUACAGUUAUAAUGUGGGUACCUGUACUUUGAACGAAGAUAUAAAUGCUUACGACUUCAACGAAGCUACUGUACGUAAUAAUAGUAAUAACGCGGACACUGCAGAGGAAAGUAUGAGUUUACUGUUUGAAAGCGAUGAAUUGAACAAUCACGAAUGUAUGGGCUACAUUUGUGGUGUACUGAAUCAUAUGAUAUCGGAAGAGAUAUCUACACUACCAGAUGACAGUAAUAUCGUAAUGCCCGAAUGGUUGAAAUACUUUUGCAAAUCUAUGACAUCAACCAGUUAUGACAACGUUAGAUUGUUCAUGCUGAAAAUUAUUUUAAACACGCAAACCGUGUUCAAGCCGUACGCGAAAUUUUUUCUUCAACCAAUAAUACACACCACCUAUUCAUAUUUAAGACAGAAUCAAUUAAACUAUGUCAUUGCUGAUGUUAUAGAGAUGCUGAUAGAUUGGCGGACUGUAGCCGUACCUGAUGAAAAUCAUGGUAAAACCAUGGCACAGAAGCUAUGGGAAAUAAUCAUUGAAAAAGCUAUGGUAAAAAAGACGAGUGAGAUUUCGAAAGCUGUUUAUAAAUAUAACAUGAUUAUGAUAAAAACAAUCCUUGAAACAUGGAAUGCUUGUUUGCAAUUACCUCAGAAUUUAACUAAUAAGAUGAAGACUCUGCCUGGAGCUGCAGUAUAUUUGAUACUAAUUUGCAUGGUGAAUGGAAUGGAAAAACAUGUUGUUGAAAAGGAUGAUAUCUUCGAGUUUUUGAAAAAAUCUUUGGAGGAUUGGAAAGACGACGAGGAGACAAUUUUGCAGUGCUGCGAAUGUUUCGGUUUAAUACUUAAGCAUUUGGAUGAAAGUAAUAGUCAAUCAAAUAAGAAGGGGGCCAUAAUUGACAAAAUUCAAAGUAUAUUUAGGCAAAUGCAAACGACAUUUGUGUCCAGACAGAUCAAAUGUAUUCGUGCAUUAUGCAAAAGUUAUCAAAAUGCUGGUAUGAUUUAUUUCGAAUUUGUUACCGCUAAUAUAUUCAGAGUGGACAGAAUGGGACAGUCGCAUUGUUUAGAAAUAUUUUUACAGUGUAUACCAAAGCUAGGCGUAGAUUUAAUAUUAAAGGAACUAGCUCAUAUGAAGUUUCGUGAUCUAUUGAGGAACAAAGUUUCACUUUGUGAAAAGAUAGCAUUGCAGAUCAUUGAUUCUUUAGUUCCUAUUCUUCCUCCAUCAAAUUUCUUACCUCUAUUAAAUUUAGUGCCUCUUUACACAAAACACGAUUCUUCUGAAUACAGAGAAUGUGCCUAUGACAUAUUUAUGAAUGUUUAUAAGAGGUAUAGUAUUGAUACCUCUGAUGAUGAAAAUGUAAGAGAAUUGGUGUACAACAGCAGGGAAAUGUUGCUUAGUGGCAUACUAGAAAAUUUAAAUACAUAUACAGCUAAUGUUGGCAACAAUUUUCUGCCAUUUUUGCUUCUGAUGAUUCUGGACCUUACUAAGAAGUCAACAAAAUAUAUGCAGAAAAUGUUCGACGGACCGUUGUACGAUUGUCGUUACAGAGAUUACAAUAUAACACCUUCAUGGAGAAUAAAAAAUUUCGGAUCAAAAGCUCCACUUUUUGUUCCAUCUCUGGCUACACAAAUGAAUCAAACGUUCAUUCAAAUGAGUGCUACAUUGGCCAAUACUAAUUUUGAUUCUACGAAUGCAAGAACGUCUGCAGGAUUCAAUGCUGAGUUAAAUCUUCAAGCUACUCAGGAACUUGAAUUCGAACCGACUUACGUCAGUGAAAAAACAGUAUUAAUGUCAAGUGACUAUGACCAUGAUAACAUAUUUAAAGUGCCAAUAGUGCCACAACCUGCUCAUAAUAAGAGGUCAAAACGGUUUUUAAAUAGUUCGACUGAAAUUUCAACAGUUAUACGUCAGAAGGAAAUUAAGAACAAUAUACAGCGCGAUGAAAUGAUAAAAGAAGAAGCUGCACGUCAAAGAAGCAGCGUAAAAUUGUACAGAAAAUAUAGAAUAGGUGAUUUUCCAGAUGUUGAAAUAUCUCACUCUGCAUUGAUCGAACCACUGCAACAGUUAGUAAAAAAAGACCUACAGAUUUGUAAAGAUUUAACAGUUUGUAUUAUUUGCUCUUUAGUAAAAGAACAUGGAGGAGACGAGUUUGUAAAAAAAGUUGCAAGUAGUUUAAAACUUAUUACACAGACAGAACAAGGAAGUAGUUCUAUAAUAGCUGCAAUUUUAGAAAUACUGUUGACCACUCGUGUGGUAAAUUGCUCGCCAGAGAUCAUUGCAAAGGUUUCAAGAUUAAAUAAUUUGCAUUUCCUUGGAUCACUUGUUAUUGAAGAAAAUUUAAUACAUGGUAUAAACGAUUUUCAACCGUCUAAAAAGAAAGCAAGAUACAACGCUGUACAAGAGUCUAAUGAAUGGUUGCAGUUAACAAACCUAUAUGAGUCUAUGAAUGAUGUUGACGUAGUUCUCAGCAUCUUUCAGAAUCAUAUAACAAAUGAGGAUAUGCGUGAAGCAUCAUUUGCUCAAGCAGGUAACAAUUGGAUUGUCGCAAAACAAGCCUAUGAGAAAGCCUACGAAUCAGGCUCAGAACUGGUCAAAGAGCACUGCCUUCAGGGCUUGUUCGAAUCUUUAAGCAACUUAUGUCGCUGGGAUGAAAUUGACAAACGUAUUCAAAACAAACUGAAUGGAAAUAUAGACAAUAUUUGGAACGAACCAUGGAAAGACUGGAUGUUCCCAUGGUUAUUUGAGGUUCACGUACGUAAAUUGACAGACGAAGACAUCAAUGACACGUUUUCUGAGGCUGUAAAGAUCAUGGAAGAUUGGUUGAAAGAUGAUGUGAAAGUGAAGCAUAUUAAACGAUUCUUUGGGAAUGAAUUGUCAAUGUUCUUCCUGUAUAAUGAACUAGAAGUAGCUCAUGAUUUUAUACUGAACACAUUGGAUGAAACGAGGGAACAGUGGAUCAGACUUCAUCCACUGUCUACACAAUUAAGAAUACGUAACUUACGAAAGUUGCGAAUAACGAGUAAUAUAAAUUGGUUCAUAAAAGUUUUAAAAACAGUCAAAAAUCCACAUGGCUUACAAGAAAUUUUGAAGUUUUGGAACAACAGUCUACCCUCUGUGCAAGAUGCCAUACUUCCAUCGGACAAAUUAACAUCUUGCAGAAUAUACUUCAUCCAGUCCCCGUUAAAUGACAGAUUGGAACUCAUGAAUGAAACUCAACACGAUUCAGAAAGCGUACCAGAUAGAGAAGGAUCUGGGAUCACUAAUCAGCUGCACACAGUAGCCUUUAACAUGCGAUUAAAAAUGAUCGAUGCAGCAUUGAAUCAGAAAAAUAAAUACAUAGCAAAGAAAUACCUGCAUCAACUGGAACGUGAAGUGCCGAAUUACUCUGAAGAUAUGAAACAUCAAUUUUUUUUAACUGGUGCAAAAAUAAAGUAUUUAAACGGAGAGAUUGAAACGAAUAUGAAGAAGAAGCUAUCUAAUUAUGCUUCUUCUUGGAAACACUGUCAUAAUUUGUUACAGGAAAAUUACCUCGACUCAAUGACAAACGUGGGUGUUCGACAACAAGUUAGCAAAAUAGCUUCAAAAGUUGCACAGUUAACUCAGAAAGAUGAAACAUUUUUCAACUUACUGAUGAGGAACACUAUGAUUUUAAAUGCAAUUAAUUCCGAGAGUGACGAUCCAUCUGUCAUUAAAGAGUCAUUGGAAACUUACAGUCUGAAUCAAUUAAAAAUGUGUUGUGAUACAACAACUGCAAGCAUACAAGAAUGUUACUUCACCCUAUCAAAGUACUGUUACGACAGAUUAUUGGACGGUACCAGUAGUAUUAGUAUAAGUAAGGAAUUCGUACAUUCUACGUUAAAAGCGAUGAGUUAUGGAUCCCUCGAUGCAGCACACUAUUUUCCUUGUUUGUUAAAACCUGAAUAUUUUGAAGACGAAGAGACAAAGGAUAUCUUUUUGAAGGAGAGUGAAGGGGUGGAAACUUGGUUGUUCCUAUCUUGGCAAGCUCAACUAUUCUCACAUUUAGGAACAUCCAUUGCUCCGUUAAUUAUACCAAUCCUCAAACGGAUCGUCGAAAUUUAUCCAAACGCUGUAAUCUACACGUUUCGUUUGACAGUGGAAACUAAUCCUGCCCUUCUGAAUAAAACUAGAACGUAUGAAAUUCGACAAAUUCUGUACAACAGACCUGAAAACGAGCAGUUUCUACUGGCAAUACAGUAUGUGGCUCAACCAGAAUUAUAUUUGCACUAUUAUUUAUUAGAAUUCUUACAAAAUUUAUCACUUGGACCAGCUACGGCUGUAGACAUCCUUCUGAAGAAAGUAUAUACAGAUACACUGGAGAACGAGUGUGAUCCAAAACCGGGGAAAAUCUUUAAUGAGAUUCAAUGCUAUAGAGCUAAAAUAAAGGAAUGGGAACGUAAAAAGCCAGAUGAAAUUAAACAACAUGUGGAUCAAAUCAUUAAGGAACUUACAAAGUUGCUUGAAACGCGUAGAGAUAGGUUACAUUUACAGGACUAUAGCCCGUGGUUGUAUAAAUAUUCUGAAAAAGACAUAGAGAUACCUGGACAGUAUACUGGCAACAGAAAACCUAUGCCACAAUAUCACGCCAAAAUAAUGAAGAUAGAACCUACUGUGAAGGUGAUGCAGUCACUGCGCAAACCGAUUCAAAUUAUCAUGGUUGGUAAUGAUGCAAAGGAGUACCCUUUCCUCGUAAAAUUUGGCGAAGAUUUAAGACAAGAUCAAAGGUUGCAACAGUUAUGCACCAUUAUGAACAAAACGUUGCACACUGACGCUGCUUGCAGACAACGACAGUUGUCUAUUGAUACAUAUCAGGUGAUUCCUUUAUCCAAAACAGUAGGCCUAAUACAAUGGAUAGACGACACAAGGUCUUUAGAGGACUUAAUACACUUUACACUAUCCGAGGAACAAAUAAAAAAAUAUAAAUUAAUAUGUAAAGACUAUGAUAAAUGGAUUCGAAGUGCUGCACCUUCUAAGAACCAAAUUCAAAGAUAUAAAGAGGCGACAGUGAAAUACAGCGCCUCAAAAGUGAGCGCCAAGAUGAAUGAAUUUAUAAGUAAAACGGAAUGGGACAGUUUACGCAAAACGUUCACGGUACUAUGCCCCUCUGUAGAAAGUUUCCUUACAAUGCGUCGAAAUUUUAUCACCACGUAUGCCACUAUGUGCAUUGCACAUUGGAUUUUGGGUAUUGGUGAUCGACAUUUUAGGAAUAUUCUCAUUACUAUUGGGUCAGGACAUUGUUUAGGUAUCGAUUUUGGUUUAGCCUUUGACGCUGGUGUCGAUCUAAGAAUUCCUGAAUUAGUACCGUUUCGUUUAACGCACCAAAUUCUUGGCUUGCUGAAACCUUUCACUGAAAAGGAUCUUUUGGGAGCGAUAAUGAUUCACACAUUACGAGCGUUGAGGAAUGAGUCGGGCCCUAUUUUAUCUUGCAUGGAUGUCUUUGUUCAUGAACCUUUAAAUUGGACCGACAACGUUAACAAAGCGCUACGCGAAGAUGAAGACGAUAUUGCGGACGUGAAAUGGAUCCCUAUGAAAAAGAUUAAGGCAGUCACGAAGAAAUUAAACGGAAUCAAACCAUCCUUGAUUACGUUGGAACAACUGAAAGAACAUCAUGACGAUAAAUAUUUUCAUAGGUAUAAUGUUAUAGUUACUGGGGAUGAUGAGAUUAAACGAACUCGAGCAACGAUGAAGAAUGAUCUUCUAACACCCGAAGAACAGAUUGAAUGCUUGCUGGAUCAAGCAACCGAUUUAAAUAUCCUAGGCCGCUCGUAUGUGGGAUGGCAACCUUGGCUUUAA
Molecule: messenger RNA, 11403 nt
Organism: Dufourea novaeangliae
Lineage: Eukaryota; Metazoa; Arthropoda; Insecta; Hymenoptera; Halictidae
Product: DNA-dependent protein kinase catalytic subunit-like
Biological process (GO): telomere maintenance; double-strand break repair via nonhomologous end joining; intrinsic apoptotic signaling pathway in response to DNA damage
Cellular component (GO): nucleus
Molecular function (GO): protein binding; DNA-dependent protein kinase activity
Source: RefSeq, a predicted model, not a curated record